Messenger RNA from Mycetomoellerius zeteki, 1222 nucleotides. Its product is annotated as STAM-binding protein-like A. Gene Ontology annotation, cellular component: endosome; membrane. Gene Ontology annotation, molecular function: K63-linked deubiquitinase activity; metal-dependent deubiquitinase activity; protein binding. Gene Ontology annotation, biological process: protein K63-linked deubiquitination. The transcript has 8 exons. Bases 1 to 1203 code for a protein of 400 amino acids. NCBI's taxonomy places the organism in Eukaryota, Metazoa, Arthropoda, Insecta, Hymenoptera, Formicidae. The record is from RefSeq and is a predicted model, not a curated record.
AUGGACAAAACUAAUCAGUCUUGGAAAGAAAUGGGUAUCACAGAUCCUAAGGAACGGAUCAAAACUCUUACAGAGCAUGCUUCGAAAGUAGUAAUUGAUCCAAAUAUUGCGCCUAAAAGAUAUUAUCGUACAGGAGUGGAAAUGGUCAGAUUAGCAGACAUGAACAUGCAGGAUGGCAGUUAUGAAAAUGCCUUUACACUAUAUAUGAAAUUUAUAACACUUUUUGUGGAUAAAAUAAGGAGCCAUCCGCAAUAUAAUAGUGUAUCAGCUAAGGAUAAAGCAAUGAAUAAAGAUGCUCUACGAAUAGUCAUUCCUAAAGCUGAAAAACUGAAGAAACAGUUAUUAGAGCAAUAUCAAGCAGAGUUCGAUAAGUAUUUAGAGGAUUUGAAAGAAAGAGAAAGGAUUGAAAGAGAGCGUUUGAGGCAAGAAGAACUUCAAAGGCAAAAGGAAGAGGAAAACAAGAGGAACAAAAUGGCUGCUCUGGCUGCUAUCAAAGCGGCUAAAACUGCGAUUACUGUAAAUGUACCAAUGGAGACAAAACAUUUGCCUUCCAUUGCACCAAAAACUGUGAUAAAUCUUGCAAACGAUGAUAAAGCAUUAAAGAUCUCCAAAGAAAUAAAAACACCGACAGUGGAUCGUUCUACAAAACCUUCCUUACUGACGAGCAACGGAUUAUCCUUGCGCGACAUUAUUCUGCCGACCAAAUUAAUGCACAACUUUCUGACGCUUGUUUUCAGCAAUACGACAAGCAAUAAAGAAACAUGUGGUAUUCUGGCUGGGCGAUUGGAGCGAAAUAAAUUGAUGGUAACACAUCUAUUAAUACCGGAACAAACUGGAACUCCAGAUUCUUGUACUACACAUAACGAAGAAGAUAUCUUCGAUUAUCAAGAUCAGCAUAAUCUUAUCACUCUCGGUUGGAUUCAUACGCAUCCUACGCAAACUGCAUUUUUAUCAAGCGUAGAUCUUCAUACGCACUGUGCUUAUCAGUUGAUGAUGGCAGAAGCUAUAGCGAUAGUUUGUGCGCCGAAAUAUGAUGAAACAGGGUUCUUUAUCUUAACACCCGAUUAUGGCUUGGAUUUUAUCGCAAAUUGCAGAGAAACAGGAUUUCAUCCACAUCCUACUGAACCACCACUAUAUACGAAAGCAAGACACUACAAAUUGGAUGUAAUGGAACUUCAAGUCGUGGAUUUACGAAGAAAAUGAUAUAUCUCAGAUACGAAAU